CUCUUUAAGAUAUUUCACUGAGUUGCUUUUCGUCUUUACAGGGCUUUUAUUGUGAAACUCUGGGAGAGGAAGAACCCUUUGGGCGCAUGCGCAGAAGAAGCAGGUUUGCAGCAGCUGCUCUCCUGAGGCGCGGACCGAGCUGGAGGACGGUGCAGUAUUCCCCCAGCUCAGUACUCGGGUUACUGCAGUAGUCAUGUGUACUCUCGAGUAUCUGAAGGACUUCAUCCAGCGGAGGCUGACGGCAGCCGCGGAGGAGAUCUUCAGCGAGGUGGAGAAAACCUUCGUGCAGUACGAGGAGGAGCUCGAGCGGCAGCGGCAGCUGGAGCGGAAGCUGCUCCGCACAGACCUCCCACAGCAACGUGAAAAUGGAGAGGAGGAAAUUCUUACUGACCAGGAGAGACCCUCAGGUGUGGACCAGGAUGAACCACAGCAUCCACAGAUUAAAGAGGAACAGGAGGAACUCUGCACCAGUCAGGAGAACCCCCAGCCUCCACAGAUAAAGGAGGAGGAGGAAGAAGUUAGCACCAGUCCAGAGGACCCAGAAUCUUCACAGAUUAAAGAAGAAGGGAAGGAACCCUGCACCAGUCAGGACGGAGAGCAGGUUGUGCUGAAGGAGGAGACUGAUACCUUUACAGUGACUCCUGUUCACGAGGAAGAUGGCUGCAGUGAAGGAGGACCAAACAAUGUUCUGCUCUCCCCUCAGAGCCCUGACACUGAAAAUGGGAAGAAGUACUAUCGUAUUUACACAAUGAAAUAUCUUGAAAGAAUUCAGACAGUUGACAAGAGAUACUGUUGCAAAAUAUGUGGGAAAGGUUUCGCUCACAGAUGUAAUUUGGUGGACCACAUGAGAAUUCACACUGGUGAGAAGCCAUACACAUGUGAAACAUGCGGGAAAAGUUUCAACAGAGUUGGUAAUUUUAAUGCCCACAUGAGAAACCACACUGGUAAGAAGCCCUAUUCUUGUGAAACGUGUGGGAAAGGUUUUAACCAUCGAUGCAAUUUGGUGGACCACGUGAGAAUUCACACAGGUGAGAAACCAUACACAUGUGAAACAUGCGGGAAAAGUUUCAAUCGAGUUGGUAAUUUUAAUGCCCACAUGAGAACUCACGCAAGUAAGAAGAUGUUUUCUUGUGAAACCUGUGGGAAAGGUUUCAAUCGAAGGGGCCACUUCAAUGCCCACCUGAAAACGCACACAGGUGAGAAACCUUAUCCCUGUUACACAUGUGGGAAAACAUUUAUAAAUGCAUCAAGGCUAAAAUUUCACAUGAUAAUUCACACCGGUAAGAAACCCUAUUCCUGUGAAACAUGUGGGAAGCGUUUCAUUCGAAAAGUGCACUUAACCACUCACAUGAGAAUUCACACAGGUGAGAAACCUUAUCCUUGCGAGGUAUGUGAGAAAAGAUUUAUUGAUGCGUCAACGUUGAAGUGUCACAUGAGAACUCACACAGGUGAGAAACCAUAUGUUUGUAACAUCUGUGGGAAAGCAUUUUCUGUCUUAUCGACCUUUAAAAGUCACACCUCAGUUCAUACAGGUGAGAAGCCGUAUUCCUGUGAAAUAUGUGGGAAAACAUUCAGUCGCAGUGGUCACUUGACUGUACAUUUAAGAACUCACACUGGUGAGAAGCCAUACUCGUGCAAAACGUGUGACAAAACUUUCAGUCAAAGGCAUCAUUUGACUUCCCACAUGAGAUCUCACACAGGUGAGAAGCGGUAUUCUUGCCAAAUGUGUGAGAAAAGCUUUGUUCAAAGCAGUCAUUUGUGGCGCCACAUGCGAACUCAUACAGGCGAGACAUCGUCGUCCUGAAACAUCUCUGGGAUUAUCUUCAAGUGAAGCUUAGGAAAAUAAUAUAGGUUAACAGAGGAACUCUCAGAGCUCUGUAGUUUAUUGUAUGUGACAAAGUACUCGAUGGAUCAAAUGAAUCAUGAUUUGAUCUUUCGGAGCCGACGGUGAGGCUGUCAGAUUUGUCCAGGCUGUAAGUUUUGAUUUUUACAGAAAUGCGUUGCAUAUUUUGAAAAAUUAUGCCUUACAUCUUCUCUUUUGUUCACUUUUGUGCUGUAAACAUGAGAAAAAGAAGUUAAUGUUACAACAUAUUAAGGCUUUUACUUUUUCUUAUCGCUCUUCUUUUUCUCGUCACCCUCCUUGCCAGUUGUGCAGGCUGCCCCUCGCUGGGCUUGGUCCUGUUGGAGGUUUCUUCCUGUUAGAAGGGAGUUCUUCCUCCCCUCAGUGCUCCAUGUGUCUGAUUGGCUCUCUUUAAGAGUGUAGUUAAGACUACUGUUAUAGAGAUAAUCAUAAUCACAAUUACUUAGAUCAGUAAUGGCCAGUUGUUGAACUUAAAAUGUCUUUUUACUGACUGUAUAGUGAGUUACACACACACACACACACACACACACACACACACACACACACACACACACACACACAGUUAAAAUAAAAAGUGGUUUAAUCCUAAUUGUUUUUUAAUCAUUAAAAGCAAAAGUCAGCAGACCUUAUUCUGGGAUGUGAACCUUACCCAUAAAGCACUUUGAGAUGACUGUUAAUGUGAACUUGGCAGUGUUGGGAGGGUUACUUUUAAAAUGUAUUCCACUACAGAUUACAUAAUACAUACCCCAAAAUGUAGUUUGUAACAUAUUUCGUUAAAUUAAUUAAUGUCAGUAACAUUUUCUGAAUACUUUAGAUUACUUAAUAUAUUCUCAUGCUUUUUACAACUACAUGGAUGUACUGUGUGAUUUAUUACUAUUACUGAAGGCUACUUGCCACUGAGCUAAUAUUGUUAGCUGGCGUUAGCUGAGGUUAGUUCAUAGACUGCUUUAGGAUCUGCACAUGAUUAUUUGCACCUAGCAGGCUGUUAAUGCUUUCCAUCAAGUCUAACAGUCUGCAGUCUAUGAACUAACCUCAGCUAACGCCAGCUAACAGUAUUAGCUCGGUGGCGAAUAGCCUUUAGUAAUAGUAAUAAAUCACACAGCAGUAGUAAAAUCGAAGAUACUGAAGUGGCACGUAACCCAGGUAGCUACCACAACUAAAACAAGGUAGCUGCAGUAGGCUAAUGUUAGUUUUCAAAAAAGAGCUUACUUCCAGAUGUUUCUUUAGGUUGGAGUCUUGACGCUGAGAGCAUCUUGGUUGCUGAAAAACAGAGUUUGCAUUGCACGUUCAGAUUUCAUGCCUUUCUUCUCUAAAUAUGAAGUAGUGUCGGAGUUUCCAAGUAAGAAAUGCAUUCCUGCCGGUGCACUGUUGUCUCUGUUGUGCUGGCUCCGGGUUCAUUGUGUAACUGACGCCACCAACAUUAACAGGACGUUUACAUUAGAGCCUCUUAUUGUGUGUUUCUUUGGGUUUCCGACAAUGCGUUUAAUUACCAAAAUUAGAGAGGGGACAGCCGAACAUAUGAAACAUAUGUAAUCCAUUUAUUUCAACAAAGUAACAGUUUUCUAAUUAUCACCUUUUUAAAUGGUAACUGUAACAGAAUAAGUUACUCAUAUUUUGUAUUUUAAAUGUAUUCCAUUACUCCCCAACUCUGGAACUUGCUCUAUUCAUAAAACUGGCCCGAGCUGAGCAGAAGUUCCAUCUUACUUUGUCUUUGUUUGCAUGUUUAUGCGUUACGUUUGUCUUUACUUUGUGCGGCUGGAUUUACAGGAAGUGUUCCAGCUCCCGCACCGUUAGUGUAGUGUCUAAUAUUACGAUAGUUUUCUCAUUAUUUUAAGUGUAUGUUUCCAAAGAGUCUCUUUUAAUGCAGUGUGCUUCCAUGAAAACACUUCCUGAGUUUGGUCAAUUUUAGUAGAAUUUUUUUUCUUAGUUUAUAUUUUUGUCUAUUUUAUGAUUACAGUCUUUUCACUGUAUCGCUCACUGCUGUAAAUGAACCUGUAGAAAUAAAAUGUUGUCAA
Oreochromis aureus is the source of this 3876-nucleotide messenger RNA. Its product is annotated as zinc finger protein OZF-like. Gene Ontology annotation, cellular component: nucleus. The transcript has 2 exons. Bases 194 to 1804 code for a protein of 536 amino acids. The record is from RefSeq and is a predicted model, not a curated record. Lineage: Eukaryota; Metazoa; Chordata; Actinopteri; Cichliformes; Cichlidae.